AUGGCGACGCCCCUCACAACCACCUUCCUCGACCACCUUCGCCGCCUAACAACCACCCACCUCUCCCCCUACAUCCAAAACCCUUCCCUCCCCCUCCUCCGCCCGCUCUACCUCUUCCUCCGCGCCCCCAACCCCACCACCCUCACCCUCCUCCUCACCGUCCCCAGCACUAACCACACGCCCCCCCUCCCCCUCCCACUCACCCUCCUCCUCUCCACUCUCUUCCUCGGCCCCGCCCUCGUCCUCCACGCCUCCUUCCACGACGCUCCCUCGCCCCCCGCCAUCCACCUCCUCGUCACGCUCGCUCCGCCCACCGCCGCAUUCGCCAGCCUCGCCCUCUUCGUCCGCCCGUGGUACGCCGUCUUCACCACCCUGCCCUUCGCCGUCUUUAAUCUCGUGUUCACCGCCUACCGCACCGUCUACCUCACCCCCGUCACCACCUUCCUGUCCAGUCGCACCGCCGACAUACUAGUUGAAUCAUGGGACCGCGCCGUCGUGGUGGCGUUGCUAGGGCAGGACGCAUUGCUGCUGCUCGUGCGGGGAUGGCAGAAGGCGGGCCCGUCGCUGGCGGUGGUGUACGGAUGCGUGAUCGCCGGGAUGGUGUUGGAGAGUGUUGCGCGGCAGAGGUGGCAGGCGUGUCCGCCGGGGGCGGCGGAGAUGGUCUGGCGCGCGUUGGCGAAUGCGUACGCGGUGGCGCUGGUGGUGGUCGAGGCGGUGGCGGUGUUGUGGUGGUGGAGGGCGAGUGGUGGUGGAUGUCCGUCGGUUCCGCGUUGGGUGCGGAGGUUGCUUUUGAAGGGUCGUUGGCGCUUUGAGUUCUCGAGCGGUUUCUGCGCGAGUGGUUGGUAG
Messenger RNA from Lasiodiplodia theobromae, 846 nucleotides. Its product is annotated as cAMP-regulated phosphoprotein 21-like isoform X4. The transcript has 2 exons. The record is from RefSeq and is a predicted model, not a curated record. NCBI's taxonomy places the organism in Eukaryota, Fungi, Ascomycota, Dothideomycetes, Botryosphaeriales, Botryosphaeriaceae. Bases 1 to 846 code for a protein of 281 amino acids.